AUGGACGAGAACAGGUCGCCCAGCGAGGUUGACCUCAAAAAGGGGAGCCCCGACCUCGAGCACGCCGUUUCGCGCCCCCUGAAGAACCUCAGCGAUGAGGAACGCCUUGCUCAGCUGGGCCAUCAGCAGGAACUCAACCGAUCAUUCUCCCUCCCAGCCCUCGGCGCACUCUGUCUUUGUUUGAUGGCCACAUGGGAAGCCCUGUCCACAGUUAUUGCGGCCGCGCUGGUUAGCGGUGGACCACCUUGUCUAUUUUAUAACUACGUUCUUUCGUUCCUUUGCACAAUGUGCAUUGUCGUCUCCUUGGGAGAAAUCGCGUCCAUCUAUCCCACCGCAGGCGGACAAUACCACUGGGUGGCGGCACUUUGCCCUGAGUCGACCAAGUCUGCCGCUUCAUGGGCGACGGGCUGGAUCUCCGUUGGCGGGCAGAUCGUUCUCACAGCAUCGGCUGCGUUUGCCGCGGGCCUCCAAGCCCAGUCCUUGAUUAACAUUAAUAAUGACGACUACGUUGGCAAACGAUGGCAGGGUAUGCUCUUCUACUGGGCCAUUCUAGCAUACGCUGCAUUCUUCAACAUUUGGGGCAUGAAAGCCAUGCCUCACAUCAACUUGAUUUCCGGAGUUAUCCAUGUUGCUGCCUUUGUCGCAAUCGUCAUCACGCUUGGAGUCAUGGCACCGAAGAAUACUUCUACCUUUGUCUUCACCGAAUUCGUGAAUAGUAGCGGUUGGAAGAGCGACGGCAUCUCCUGGCUCGUCGGUAUGCAGAGCGCAGUGUACCCGUUCCUUGGAUACGAUGCUGCAUGCCAUCUCGCAGAGGAGUUACCCCAUGCGGCCCGCAACGUUCCCUUGGCCAUGGUUGGAAGUGUUAUUGUCAAUGGCGUGAUCGGCUUCAUCUACUGCAUCGUCCUCCUUUACUGCGCCAGCUCCCUCGAAUCGUUGUUGGGAACCUCCACGGGAUUCCCCUUUAUGCAAAUCUUCCUCGAUGCCACGCAAUCCAGGGCAGGAGCAACCGUCAUGUCCCUCAUGCCGGUUCUUAUUGCGACUGCUGCGACUGCGGCGGGACUUGCAUCUACGUCGCGCACCCUUUGGGCGUUCGCUCGCGACAAGGCAACCCCCUAUGACGAAUACUUCAGUGUCGUGAACCCAAAGCUCCAAGUGCCUGUCAGGGCUGUGGUGGUUGUUCUCGCGUUCCAGGUUCUCCUUGGUCUCAUUUACCUCGGAAAUGCUACUGCUUUCAACGCCAUUCUUUCCAUGGCCAUCAUUGGCUUGUAUCUGUCUUACUUGCUGCCCAUCGUGUACAUGCUCUUCUACGGGCGCCGUACACUGGAGAGGAGCGACUAUGGACCGUUCGUUCUACCUCAAAUUGUUGGCAUUGCCAUGAAUGCCAUCAGCAUUGUGUGGAUGAUCGUCGUUAUCAUUUUCAGCACAUUCCCGUUGACAUACCCAGUGACAGCGCAAAACAUGAACUACUCCGUCGUUGUUUUGGCUGGCUGGGCUGCUUUUGGCGCUAUUUAUUACUAUGGGUUUGGUAAGAAGAAGUACGAAGUUCCACUGACGGACUUGGCUGUUAUGGACGCAAGGACGGAAGUGGCCGAGAAGUGA
Molecule: messenger RNA, 1599 nt
Organism: Ilyonectria robusta
Lineage: Eukaryota; Fungi; Ascomycota; Sordariomycetes; Hypocreales; Nectriaceae
Product: amino acid permease
Exons: 5
Coding region: 1-1599 (532 amino acids)
Biological process (GO): transmembrane transport
Cellular component (GO): membrane
Molecular function (GO): transmembrane transporter activity
Source: RefSeq, a predicted model, not a curated record